Messenger RNA from Kazachstania africana CBS 2517, 4731 nucleotides. RefSeq names its product Atg2p (gene ATG2). Gene Ontology annotation, cellular component: extrinsic component of membrane; phagophore assembly site. Gene Ontology annotation, biological process: autophagosome assembly; autophagy of mitochondrion; piecemeal microautophagy of the nucleus. The record is from RefSeq and is a predicted model, not a curated record. The coding region runs from base 1 to 4731 and encodes 1576 amino acids. Gene Ontology annotation, molecular function: phosphatidylinositol-3-phosphate binding. The transcript has a single exon. NCBI's taxonomy places the organism in Eukaryota, Fungi, Ascomycota, Saccharomycetes, Saccharomycetales, Saccharomycetaceae.
AUGGGAUUCUGGUUUUCACAGGGUAUUCAAAAGCGGCUCUUACUUUAUCUACUGCAACAAAUUUCGCUAUUCUCAAAUCUAAAUUUAACAAAUAUUGAUGUUUCUUUAGGUUCCAAAUCAAAAUUCUCAUUUAAAGACGUUGAUCUGUCGGUUUCAGAAAUUGAGAUACCCCACAUCGUCGUAAGAUCUGGGAAGGUUCAGUUUCUGGACCUAGAAUUGACAGUUUCAGGAGGUCUAGAUGUGAAAGGUAAAGGAAUAUCAGUGGAUAUUCAUAUUCCUAAAUGCAGACCAGAUUCUGCUGAUAGUGAUUCGGUAGGUUAUUCAUUUUCUCUUGCGAAGAGUAUGCAUGACCUGGCUAACUCACUUGUCAAUUUAGAGGAAGUACAGCCAACAGGAGAAGCCACUAUUCAAAUCGAUGAUGAUACUUUUGACGGCCUGAAAAAACCUUCUACUUUGGAAAGCGUACGAAAUAAAGUUUUAAAUUCUGCAUUAGGUAAUCUAUCAGUUAUUCUACAAGAUAUCACCAUUAUUGUGCUGGAUGAUGACGAUGAACAAAUACUUCAACAGAAGCUUGACAAGAUACGAUUUACAAGCAAGGAGAACAAUAUUAGAUCAAUUUUGAUCGAAGGAGUCGAAAUUUCGCAUUUUACAGGAAAGGAGCAGCAAAAAUAUGGAGAUGCUCCAAUAUCGGAGGAUAAUCAACUUCGGGACGCUAUGUGCUCAUCAAAAAUCGGCGACGCAUCACUUUAUAUGAGCGCAUUAGAUGUACAAUCUCUAUCAAUUGUGGAAAACGAUAAAACUUCGAAUAAGAAACUAUUAAAUAUAAAUAAAGUCUCAAUUCUCUUCCAGGGAUUAGCCUCAGUAAGCGAUCUGAGCAUCUUAAACCUGGAAAUAGAUGUUGAACAUGUAGAUAUUCAUCUGGAAAAUAUCAUUAAAAUAACCGACACUCUCUUCUUUAAUAUUAUGCAAAUAGUCAUGAAAGAGUUAUCUUCCAAACAAGAUGUCAAGAAUGAGGAUAAAUUUCAACAAGAUGUUACAAAAACCCUUGGCUAUAGGCGAUUUCAAAAGGAGCAAGCCGAUGGAACUUUUAACUUUCUAUCUUUUGUGAGAGUAAACAUCAUUAGUAUUCACAUAGUAUCUGGCAUAGCGUUAUCAUUUGCACAGACGUACAUGAACCAGCUUAGUAACGGUGACUAUAUCGUUAAAAUAAACUCUUUAGGAUCUGGCGGAAAUACUCUAGGCUCCAAAAAGAGUGGACCAGGACCUAUCUUCCAAGCUAAAAUACGGCAAAAUAUUGAAUUAGAGAUAUUGGAUGAAUUAGACAUAAAUUUAAAAAUAUAUGAGAUACCAUUACUUGUCUCCUUCCUUAAACAACUCCAAGGUUUUGUGGCAUCUUUAAGAAACAAAGCACUACCAAAACAGACAAAAAGCAGAAGCCCCUCAAAUAUGGAAACUUCUUUUAAAAGUAAUGACAUAGCCGUUUCAUUAGAGAUGGGUGAUUAUAAGCUUUCUAUCCUGUGCCACCCGUUAUCUUUUAAUUCAAAACAAGGCUUAUUGAAGACAAAAAAAAUAGGGCUUUUGAAGCAUGAUAACAAUAGUUUUAAAGAAAGCUUGAAGUUAAGCGACGUUUCAUUAUCAUUUUAUAAAAAUCCGCAGGAAUUGGGUUCUUUCACCAAAACUUUGGAAGAAUCCAUAGUGUACACCAAUAUACUUGGAAACAUAAAUCAUAUCUCUGUCAAAGAUGAGCUGAAUGAAUUACAAGAUUUAAUAGCUGAUUUAUCAAACCUUCUUAGCUCUGUAGAUAUGUCUCCAGAAAUCACUAAAAAGACUGACAAGCGUCAAAAUUUAAGGAAAAGUGUACAGAUUCUAAAUUCUUCUAGCAUUAUUUAUAAACAUCGUUACACUGCUACUUUGAUACUAGUGGUAAGUACGAUAUCGUGGAAGCUACAAGACACGGGACCAAAUCAAAUGCUAGGGUCAUUUAAGGGGGAAUGUUUACACAAUUCAUUAAUACUUUCAGAAACAGAAAACUCAGUAAUUUUUCAUUCUAGGAACCUUCAGAUGGAUAGAAUUCUUCCAGACAAAACUAAAGAAAACAUCAUUUCGGUAGCAAAGCCCUCUUCUCAACUCAAACCUGUGCUAUAUAUAUCUCUUGAUUACACUUCAUCAACUCAUGAAACAAGAGUUAUUUUCAAUAAUGUAUCAAUACAUUACUACUCCAAAUGGUUAGAUAUAAUUAAGAAAGCUGCCAACCGGCGGACUGAGAUUUAUAAUCCCGGGAACUCGAAGGAGAAUAAUCAAACCACCAAAACUGCGAUCGAUUUGAAGAUAGCAGAGAGUUCUAUCAUCCUGCAUCCAUACAGACUUAAGGCAUGUCUCCUGGUUGCAAUAGAUCAACUUAUUUCGAAAAUUAACUUAGAAGAAUUUAACAUCAGGGGAAUGAUUAAAAGCGGGACUUUACUAUUAAUUGACGAUGUUUCUCAUAUUAAGAAAACACAUAGGGGUCGAACCUCUCUACUAUCUACAUAUUACGUUCACAGAGGUUUUUCGACAGCGGGUAGGAUAGAGUCAGCAUGCUUUAAUCUGAAAAAAAUGGUGAAAUACCUAGAUGUCACGUUACAAAUAAGUUAUAUUGGCCUGUCAGUCUGUGCAGAUGCUUUUCAUACAUUGAUUCAACUAUGCAUUGAUUUAAAAUACCCAGAAACCUUUCCAGACGAAAAGAUGUACAGGGUCGAACCGCGGAAUCCAAUUGACGUCUUUGAGAAUGUUGAUAAAAACUUUUUUGAUAAUCUGAGGUCUCCCGAUGUUGCUAAUUCACCAACAAAUACUAAAAGAUCUAUUAGUAUGGUGGAAAGCUUUCUUAAUGGUCUAACUGCAAGCGGAAGCGAUUAUACUGGUACUCGUGAAAUGGUCAAAGAGGCAAAGGAUUCCUCCAGCUCUCAAGGUAACGCUAGUAUCAAUCUACACGAAGACUACAUAGACCUGAAGAGUGAUCAAAUAGUUGCGCAAGAAGAUAAGCCCUAUUCGUCAUCAGAAGAAAAGCUGAAAGACAUAGCAAUAAAAGUUAACCUUGAUAUUAAGAAAAUUAUUUUGAAAUUAUUCGAUGGAUUUGACUGGAAAUAUACAAGGAGGCUUAUAACAACUACUGUCGAUGAAGUAAGUGAAACUGCAGCCAAUAUGGCUGAAGUAGUUGAAUCAUCACCAGGAGAGGACAAUACCAACCAAAUGUUGGAGACGUCCAUUUUUGAAUCAAUAUACAUUACUGCAGAUAAAAAGGGUAAAGACUCCUUAGAAAAAAAUUUGAAUAAAACAAUACAGGAAGAACUUACAAGCAAUGAUAGACUGAAUCUGUACCCAUCUAAAACAUACAAAGCUUCAAUUAAUGCGGAAAAUUUGAAAGUUCUUUUAUUCAAUCUCAAUACCGACAAUCCUACAGAAGAAGAAUCUGACAAUUCUGUAGAUUUGACAAAUAAAAUUGAGCUCAGUGUCGAAAAAUUUGAAAUUAUGGAUAAUGUCAUGACUUCUACAUGGAAUAAGUUUUUGGCACCAUUAAAAAACGAGUCUUCACUACAGCAUUAUCCAAUGUUGUCAUUAAACUAUGAUAUGGUGAGGCCCAUCGACUAUCUGGCCGCUAUCGAGUCAAUUAUUGAUAUCAAAAUAGCCCCUUUAAGGCUGCAUGUCGACCAAAAUACACUAGAUUUUCUGACCAGAUUUUUUGAGUUUAAAGAUCGGAGAUUUCAGUUGAUUGAUGAAUAUCCGGAACAGAUUUUCAUUCAAAAAUUUUGUAUGAACAGGGUUAAAGUCAAACUCGAUUAUAAACCGAAGAAAGUAGAUUAUAACGGAUUAAAAUCCGGGCAUGCUUCAGAGUUUAUGAAUUUUUUCACACUAGAUGGUUCUACGAUUUUAUUGAAAGAUGUCAAAUUAAUUGGCGUCAAUGGAUUUGAAGAACUGGGUACAAUAUUGAAAAAUAUCUGGACUCCUGAUAUUACAAAAAAACAGCUAGGAGGCGUGAUUGAAGGAAUAUCUCCUAUAAAGACGCUUAUGUCACUGAGUACCGGUAUCAAAUCGUUAGUUACCGUUUUGCUAUCAGAAUAUCAAAAUGACGAUCCUCAUAUAAGGAGGACGCUCAAACAAAAUGGGAAUGUCUUUUUGAGAACUACAGCUGGUGAUUUUAUUAAAUUGAGUACUAAAGUUGUAAAUGGUACACAGACGAUACUGGAAAAUACCGAAGAGCUACUAGGUGGGAAAGGGAUGAGUUUGAGAGCAGAAUACGAUCUGAGUACUAUUGAUAUAGAUAAACUCUUAUGCGAAGAUCAGUUACUUGGAAGAAACAAUCCAAGGGUUGAUGGUAAAGGUCCUACGGCUGUUGUCAUCGAUGCAUCGAAAUCAGAUAGUAAUAACAUGGUACAACCCAAGAUUGUUAGUCUAUACGCGGAUCAACCUUUAGAUAUCCACAAAGGGUUGGAAGAAGCAUAUCAUUCGUUAGAAAAGCACAUGUCAAUCGCUUAUAAUGCCAUCUGGAGGGUUCGUGGAGAUAUCAGAAGGAAUGUUCAGGAGGGCAAAGGAGCGAAAGCUGCAGCUGUAACUGUUGCACGAGCAGCUCCAGUUGCUAUAAUAAGGCCGUUAAUAGGUGCUACGGAAGCUUUAUCUAAGACAUUACAGGGUGUUGUGAAUCAAUUCAAUAAAGAGCAGGCAGAAGAUUUAAAAGAUAAGUACAAGCAUAUAAGAUGA